AUGUCAUCGUCGCCGCCGACGUCUUCCGAUUUCCCUUCCUCUCAUUCUCCCUCCCCUUUAGCUUCAUCGUACUUGUUAGCGUCACGGCUAAAUUCAUUGUCGGAUGAUGAUGAAGUUGCCUCCUUACCGUCAGUUUCCGCAUCUGAUUCCUCCCUCGAGGGGGACUUCAGCGAUGGGGAUGACGAGUCAGAUGCAGAGAGGGAGUGGAAAGAAAGUAUACAACAGCUGGAGUUGCUUCUGACUAUGGUGAUUAUACCGUUUGCUGGCAAAUUCCUUGGAAGAAAGUGUGCUUAUUGGGGAUGGGCAAAAAUGAUGGAAUGGAAAUACCCGGUUGAGAUUGUGGUGCAGAAUAAAGCCGUUGCCCGCGGCGCUGGAGUUAUCGAAACUGCGGCUUCGUUGUGACAAUAUUGAGAUAUGACAUGAAUUAAAUAUUAAUAUAUGACAAGAUACCAUAGAUCUGUAUACAAAAUGUUCCACC
Blastomyces dermatitidis ER-3 is the source of this 478-nucleotide messenger RNA. RefSeq lists its product as uncharacterized. Bases 1 to 402 code for a protein of 133 amino acids. The transcript is spliced from 3 exons. Gene Ontology annotation, biological process: protein insertion into mitochondrial outer membrane; mitochondrial outer membrane translocase complex assembly. Gene Ontology annotation, cellular component: mitochondrial outer membrane. Lineage: Eukaryota; Fungi; Ascomycota; Eurotiomycetes; Onygenales; Ajellomycetaceae. The record is from RefSeq and is a predicted model, not a curated record.